Messenger RNA from Penaeus monodon (black tiger shrimp), 576 nucleotides. RefSeq lists its product as uncharacterized. The coding region runs from base 1 to 576 and encodes 191 amino acids. The transcript is spliced from 8 exons. The record is from RefSeq and is a predicted model, not a curated record. NCBI's taxonomy places the organism in Eukaryota, Metazoa, Arthropoda, Malacostraca, Decapoda, Penaeidae.
AUGUGCAGUGGUAAUGCCCAACCCCUACAACAUUUAGUGUCCACGACCGAUGCCCAUGCAUAUAAUGUCAUCACAUGCCAGCAGAUUUUGCUGUAUAGUCCUGUUUGGCUCCUUGCACUUUUUACCCAUGCAGGGAGGCAAGUUCAGGAAAAAGUCUCACAAGAUGGGACUUUGUCAGUAGAAUCAACUGUGGCAGUCCCUUCUCCUAAGAUAGACAUCCCAGAUGCUUCUUCAAAAAUAUAUGCAAUUGUAACAGAGUGUGUUGAAGAGUCUGAUGGCCACCUGCACAUAUUUAUACCCAGUACUGAUUCAGAAAAAGGAUCUUCCAGAGACAGUAUGGCAGCAGAGUCAUUAGAUGACUGGAAAUAUUUUGAUGGUGGUGGUAGUAAUGACCCAUUGGAAGUUACCAGCAUCUCAUCAGAUAUACCGAAGGAAGUAGCAAAUAGCCAUGAAAAUGCAUCCAGAUUGUUCUGUUCAGCAGACUCUUCAACUCCCGAAGGGAUUGUCAUUAAGCCAAACACAUCUCAACACCAAGAUAGUGAUGUUCCGGAUAAAUUAGAUACUUUUACCUUCUGA